AUGACGCAAUCGACUCGACAAAACGCGAUCGGCAGCGUGCUCAUAAACCAACCCCGCCCCGUCAUCGCGGGGGUAGCUGCUUGGCCUGUUGCCGCCGCCGCUGUCCGACGCCGCGUUCUCGAACGUUCCGGUCGCCUACAACUAUCCGGCAUCCAAGGCCGGCGAGGCCGACGUAGCCGAUCGAACUCCCCCACAUCCGGAAGCUACCCGACCUGGUUUCCCCUUCCUUCCACCAGCUGAUUCACGCGCUCGACGACGGGAGCGUCUGUCUAGGAACAAGAUGGAAGAGAGCAGAAUAGCUCGAAUUUCGGUCACCUGGAGGGGCAGACAGCUUGAUGUGGAUGCAGAUCCAAGCUGCACGGUGAAAGAAUUUGGGCAACUGCUGCAGGAUUUGACUAGUGUUAAACCUGAUACAUUGAAGCUAAACGUGCCACAGUCUACAAACAAAGGCUCCAAGUUGAUCACACCAUUUUCGGAUCCACAUUCAAGCCUGACACUGAAUGAAGCGGCUAUUAGUGAGGGAAAACCUAUUAGAAUGAUGGGUGUUUUUGAUGAUGAAAUCGAGGAAGUAUCUGACAAUGGCAAAAGGCCAGAUCUACGUAUAAUUGGAUUUGAUGAGGAAGAACAGCGGCAUAGGCAACGGUCAACAGGCAGGCCACAAAUUUCACUCAAACUUCCCCAGGGACAAUACAUCUUCUGUGAUUUUCGUACACUUCACUUGCCUGGGAUUGAGCUGAAUCCUCCACCUUCGGAAGCCCUGAAAAGGAUGCACAUGCUUGCAUGUGACCCUGGUAUAAUUGCGAUCAUGAACAAGCAUAAAUGGCGAGUUGGAAUCAUGACUGAAAUGGCUCCUGUCGGAUAUGUAGGAGUCAGUCCGAAAUGCAUUUUAGGCUUCAAUAAGAACAUGGGGGAGGAAAUAUCUCUUCGUCUACGAACAGAUGACUUGAAGGGAUUCCGGAAGUAUGAAAGUAUCAAGAAGACUCUACUUCAUGAACUUGCGCAUAUGGUGCACUCUGAGCAUGAUGCAAACUUUUUUGCUCUUAAUAAGCAGUUAAAUGAGGAAGCUGCUUCAUUGGACUGGACCAAGUCUAGAGGUCAUAUGUUGAAUGGUCGCAAAGUCUUUGAUUAUUAUGAAGAUGAAUUUGUUCUGGAACCAGGUAUAACUGUUUCUGGUCACAUGCUUGGGGGAGAGUUAAGUUCGCUGGCUAGUGCUCGUGCGUUGUCCGGGGCUGCUGCUUAUCAGCGUUUCUUAAAUGCAUCUGCAAAGGAGGACCAUGUAUCAGGCACUGAAACUGAAUAUAAUCCAGUUGGUGUUCCUCAAGAUUUUUUUCAGGGAACUGUGAAGGUAGAGCCUGAUCCAGAUGAUGCUAUGCAUAUUGAUUCAGCAAUGGGUUCUAGAUCAGUGGCAGGACAACAUACUAUUGGCUACUCUGAGCCUAAUGGUGUUGGCAAGCAAAGUUCUUUUGGUUGCCUAGAACCUGAUCCUGAUGACUCUCAAAAUGUUAAUAUUUUGAAUCAGGAGCUGAGGUUUGAUGGAAGACACCAUAGUGAACCUGAUCCUGAUGAUGGUACUAAUGGAUUCGUUCUGGAAUCUGGAAACAAGAUGGAAGUGGAUAGUGAACUGACAAACAGCACCACAGUUUUGAAGUCUGAGCCUGACCCUGAUGAUUCCUUAAAUACUGUUGUCAAUCAGAAGUUGGUCAUUGAUGGGAAGCAUGGUGAAGAACCUGAUCCUGAUGAUACUACUUGUCUAAUUGUUCCAAAAUCUGGAGAUGAGACACAAGUGAUAACAGAGCAGAGUAGAAACUCCAAAGUUUUGAAGUUGGAACCUGAUCCUGACGAUCGUUUUAGAGAUUUAAACAGCAAUGAGCUGCAAAGGAUCGAAGAACCCGUGGCAGCUCUCUGUGCACGACUCCAGAAGUCCAUUGAAAUGCUCCGGUUGCAAGCAACACCUACAGAGGCAGAGUCUGCUAUUCAAACACUUUUUAAGAUUAUCAAGAAUGUGAUAGAGCACCCAAACGAUAUUAAGUAUAAGAGAUUGCGUAAGUCCAAUCCACAUUUCCAAAGGAGUGUAGCAAACUAUAAAGCUGCAAUGGAGGUCCUUGAAUUGAUCGGCUUCUGUGAGGAUGUCGUCUCAGAUGAGAUUGGGCGUGCAGAGACUUACCUGGUGUUGAAAAGGAACGAUCCUGGAUUGUUAUGGCUGGCAAAGUCCUCACUUGAAGGAUCCCUGGCUUGAUAAAAGUUGAUACCAAUGGUUGUUGUUUUCUCUGUGGAUAUAUUGAGCAAGAAACUUAGCUAUUGGAAUGUACUGUUUUCCUGUAUAGGCAUAAUUGUAUACGUGUAUAUGAACACCCAAGAAUGGAAUGCUGCGCUCAUAACUUUCUUUUCUUAUCUAUGCCUUGUCUUGACUGGCUUGCAAUCCCAUGCGAUGUACUGAUGAAACCUAGCCACAUGUCAGCAAGGUACCAAGAAGACAUACAUGAAGCCUUGAAUUGCCAGAUUAUUCUGCAGCCAGGCCAGUGUAUAUCUGACGAUGGAGCAAUUUUCACUGUGAGCUUCCUAUAUCUCCAUCUCUUGUGCUCUUGAUAGUUGAUAUGCAAAUACGUGCUAUUUGUAGUGUA
This is a messenger RNA of Panicum virgatum (switchgrass), 2621 nucleotides long. RefSeq lists its product as uncharacterized. The coding region runs from base 281 to 2236 and encodes 651 amino acids. The record is from RefSeq and is a predicted model, not a curated record. The transcript is spliced from 10 exons. NCBI's taxonomy places the organism in Eukaryota, Viridiplantae, Streptophyta, Magnoliopsida, Poales, Poaceae.